CUUGGGGAAGAAGGCGGUGGCGGUGAAAGGCGGGGGCGCCUUGGGGGCCGGACCCGUGUUUACACAGCGGCGAGCGGGCGCGGACGCGGAACCCGGCGCGGCGGCGGCACGAUGGUCAUGGCGCAUUUCGUCGAGAAUUUCUGGGGGGAAAAAAAUAGUGGCUUUGAUGUCCUUUACCAUAAUAUGAAACAUGGACAGAUAUCGACAAAAGAACUAGCAGAUUUUGUAAGAGAAAGAGCUACAAUAGAAGAGGCGUACUCCAGGUCAAUGACAAAACUAGCAAAAUCUGCAAGCAAUUAUUCACAACUUGGAACAUUUGCACCAGUGUGGGAUGUGUUCAAAACAUCUACAGAGAAAUUAGCUAAUUGUCACUUGGAUCUUGUUAGAAAAUUACAAGAAUUAAUAAAGGAAGUUCAGAAGUAUGGAGAAGAACAAGUAAAGUCUCAUAAAAAGACUAAAGAAGAAGUUGCAGGAACUCUGGAAGCUGUUCAAACCAUUCAGAGCAUAACUCAGGCUCUCCAGAAAUCCAAGGAAAAUUACAAUGCCAAGUGUGUAGAACAAGAACGUUUGAAAAAGGAAGGAGCUACACAAAGGGAAAUAGAAAAGGCAGGUGUUAAGUCUAAGAAAGCUACAGAUACCUAUAAACUCUAUGUGGAAAAAUAUGCAUUAGCGAAAGCUGAUUUUGAACAGAAAAUGACAGAAACAGCUCAGAAAUUUCAAGACAUUGAAGAAACUCAUCUCAUUCACAUAAAGGAAAUUAUAGGAUCCUUGUCAAAUGCUGUAAAGGAAAUUCAUUUGCAAAUAGGCCAGGUCCAUGAAGAAUUUAUAAAUAACAUGGCUAACACUACAGUUGAAAGUUUGAUACAAAAAUUUGCUGAAUCAAAAGGCACUGGGAAGGAAAGACCUGGCCUUAUUGAAUUUGAAGAAUGUGACCCUGCUAGUGCAGUUGAAGGUAUAAAACCAAGGAAAAGAAAGACUUUUGGUUUGCCAGGAAUAAUAAAAAAGGAAAAGGAUGCAGAGUCUGUGGAAUGCCCUGAUGCAGAUUCACUUAACAUUCCUGAUGUAGAUGAAGAAGGCUAUAGUAUAAAACCAGAAGCAAAUCAGAAUGAUACCAAAGAGAACCAUUUCUACUCAUCUAGUGAUUCUGAUUCUGAAGAUGAAGAACCAAAGAAGUACCGAAUAGAAAUUAAACCUAUACAUCCAAAUAAUUCACAUCAUACAAUGGCUUCCUUGGACGAAUUAAAAGUAUCUAUAGGAAAUAUAAUGCUCUCUCCAGCAAUAUCUAGACACAGCCCAGUGCAGAUGAAUCAGAAUUCGUCUAGUGAAGAGUUAACAAAAUCGAAACCAUCUGCUGCAUCCAAUGAGAAAGGGACCAGUGAUUUAUUUGCUUUGGACUCCCUGUUUGGACUUUCUCUUGAUUCAUGUUCUUCAGCUUCGUUAACUUCAUCGUCAUCAUCAGCCAGGCCCACAACUCCUCUUUCUGUAGGCACCAUUGUCCCACCUCCAAGGCCUGCUUCCAGACCAAAGCUUACUUCAGGCAAACUCAGUGGGAUUAAUGAAAUACCCAGGCCAUUCAGUCCACCUGUAACUUCCAAUACAAGCCCACCUCCUGCUGCUCCUUUAGCCCGGGCAGAAAGUUCUUCGUCUAUCUCAUCUUCUGCUUCAUUGAGUGCUGCCAAUACUCCAACAGUAGGUGUGUCACGAGGUCCCAGCCCUGUCAGUCUUGGAAAUCAGGACACCUUACCUGUGGCAGUCGCCCUUACAGAAUCUGUUAAUGCCUACUUUAAAGGAGCAGAUCCCACCAAGUGUAUUGUGAAGAUUACUGGUGACAUGACAAUAUCAUUUCCAAGUGGAAUUAUUAAAGUCUUUACUAGCAAUCCAUCCCCAGCUGUGUUAUGCUUCAGGGUGAAAAAUAUCAGCAGACUAGAGCAAAUUCUUCCAAAUGCACAACUUGUCUUCAGUGAUUCAUCACAGUGUGAUUCUAACACAAAAGAUUUUUGGAUGAACAUGCAAGCUGUUACUAUCUACCUCAAGAAACUAUCAGAGCAAAAUCCAGCUGCUUCUUAUUAUAAUGUAGAUGUAUUAAAGUAUCAGGUAUCAUCAAAUGGUAUUCAGUCCACUCCUCUAAAUCUUGCAACAUACUGGAAAUGUAGUGCUGGCACCACAGAUCUGAGGGUGGAUUAUAAGUACAACCCAGAAGCUAUGGUGAUACCAAGUGUGCUUUCCAACAUACAGGUGGUGGUACCAGUGGAUGGAGGGGUCACAAACAUGCAGUCCCUUCCCCCUGCAAUAUGGAAUGCAGAACAGAUGAAGGCCUUUUGGAAACUGUCUGGUGUUUCAGAAAAAUCAGAAAAUGGAGGUUCUGGGUCCCUAAGAGCAAAAUUCGAUCUUGCAGAAGGACCCAGUAAACCAACAACACUUGCAGUGCAAUUCCUCAGUGAGGGAAGCACCCUCUCAGGAGUGGAUAUUGAACUUGUAGGCACUGGCUAUAGGCUUUCCUUAGUAAAGAAGCGGUUUGCCACUGGACGAUACCUGGCGGAUUGUUGAUGGACCUAGCAAAGUGGUUGGCUCAAGGGAGUAGUACAAACCUGCUAUUCUGCUUUAUCUGUUCUUUCCAAACACUAUUCUAACUUGUAUUAUGUCUUUAAAAUGUAGACAUAUUUGAGAGCUGACUGUAAAUAUUAAAUUGCACCUUUGAAGUGAGUCAUCAAAAGAAAUAGCACUGAAAUUAUUUCAACGCUGUAAAUGAUCAACUACAAUAUUCAGAAAGCAUGUUGAUUCAGAUUCUCAGUACAAAGUUUUCAUAGGCUGAAAUUUUAAAUUAUCUUCAGUGUCUAUAUUUGAAAAAAAGGGGGUUUAUAGUGUAAUAUCAGGCCUAAAAUUUCAGGAGAGCAAGCACAAAGUAAUUUAGCUUUCCAUAAAUUUUUAGAGUCAAAUAGUUCUGAAAUUUUGUAAGUUUGAUGUUGAAUGGAUAUAAACAUAACAUGAAUUCUAAGUUUUGGAUAAUGUUAAUGUAAAACACUCAAUCAGAUUGAGUUAUGUGCCAUAAUGUAAUCAGACCAGAGUCCGGGUUGUAUGCAAAAAAUUUAUCAUUUGAUUUUUAUAAACAUAUAACUGUAAGUGGUGUUUUAUAUGAUUUUUUAAAUCCUGAAGUGCAAUGUGUUUUAAAAUAAGCUUGCAAAAGACAGCAGAGAAAUUUACUUCUGCAGUUAGUUAACUUUAUAGAAGUUCUGAUGGUUUUGAUGAAUUAAUGCUGUAGAUUUAAUUUAUUUUUAUAUGGAUUGCAUAAUGUGUGCCUUUUAAAACAAUAACAUGCCAGAAAUGUGCCUAUCCACUUUGUUCAUAAAUGUGCCUCACUUUUCUUCUCUGGGUCUCUGGAUCUUCUGUGCAGUCUUAACAGUGAUUAGGCAUUUUUACAAAAUAAUUGCAAUUUUUAUAAAUAACUUUGGCUGGAAUGGG
Molecule: messenger RNA, 3459 nt
Organism: Molossus molossus (Pallas's mastiff bat)
Lineage: Eukaryota; Metazoa; Chordata; Mammalia; Chiroptera; Molossidae
Gene: FCHO2
Product: FCH and mu domain containing endocytic adaptor 2
Exons: 26
Coding region: 112-2547 (811 amino acids)
Biological process (GO): clathrin coat assembly; clathrin-dependent endocytosis; synaptic vesicle endocytosis
Cellular component (GO): clathrin-coated pit; cytoplasm; clathrin-coated vesicle
Source: RefSeq, a predicted model, not a curated record